Molecule: messenger RNA, 1742 nt
Organism: Colletotrichum destructivum
Lineage: Eukaryota; Fungi; Ascomycota; Sordariomycetes; Glomerellales; Glomerellaceae
Exons: 1
Coding region: 559-1485 (308 amino acids)
Source: RefSeq, a predicted model, not a curated record
CCUCAGUGUCUGUCCCAUCAUUAAACUGCGUCCAACCCCCGAUACCUGCCCUCAAACUCUCCUACAACACUGCUUUCCGCUGCAUUCUUCAAGAACAGGUUUCUCGAUUAUCGAUACAUUUCCCUGAACCGCCGUGGAACCCUAGAACAUCCUGACCGCUUCUGCCAACACAAGCUCAGUCACAUUACACGCAUACACCGUCAACAUGGCUGUCGCGUGUGGUGAAUUCUAGAGGGUGGUCCCCCAGUUCGCUGUAUUGAUCACAAUGGGACCACCCUUUGUGAUUUGCUGCGUCCUCCGAGACUAUCUGUCGACCUGCUUGACCUAAACAUACAACACCGACUUUCAAAGUUAUUAAAAUCUCUGCACAUAGCCACUCGACACCGUACCCCCUUGGCGACAAACACCCCGCCACCCCGCCACUGCCGUCGCUCCCGACGAAGACUACGAAUACCACGAGUACCUUCAACGAGACGCCUCAAAUCAACCCAGGAAACAAAAGUCGAGUAUUCAGAAGGGAUCCAUUCUCGAACAAUUGCCACAUCAGGUAUCGACAGAAUGGUUCGUCGUGGCGGCAAGUCGUCCCGCGCCGCGGGCCCGUCGCUCGACCCGACGCCGAUCCCCUCCACCCUUACGACCCCUCUGAGUUCAGCCUACCCUUCGACAUACACUUCCGAGGCCGAGUGGGAUGCCCUCGGGGACAGUAUUAGCUCUUUGACCUUGAGCGAGAAGAGGGCAGCCAAGAGAAGAGCGAAGCCUUUCCCCUUCAUGGCGCUGCCGUCUGAAUUGCGCCUCAAGAUCUACGACUACUAUUUCGAGGGUGGCGGUGAAGUUAUUGACCUCGACCCGGACAACUACAAGAACUUCCACAAGAAGCUUGGAAUUCAACGAACCUGCCGCACCAUCUACCGCGAAGUCUCCCACUACUUUUACAGUAGCCGCUCAUUCCGCAUCUUCCCGACCCACCCGGGCAAGUAUUUUAAGACCAAGAAGCCCCUUCUUGCCCGCAUGAAGCCGAGCUCGCGAUCUCUCAUCACAUCGCUGGAGCUUCGUCUUGGGCCUGGGUGGUCCAAGCCCCCUCGGGGAUGGAUCGUCACACCCGCCCUUGGCCUCAAUGAGUGCGUCAAUGUCCGUCGUCUGACUGUCAUGGUCGAAUGCGACCCUAGUGAUGGCGUCUUCAAUGGGUUUCGUCGCUCACAUGGGUUUUACGAAUCCUUCAGUCAAUCCCUUCUCAUUGAGGUAUUGAACCAAAUGCCCUGGGUUGACACUGUCACCUUCGACGCGUGGUCUAGUGUCAAGAAGUCAGGCGCCAUGAUGCGAGGACUUCUCGAUGUGACUGCGGCGAACAACCGCAAGAUCAGAUGGGGUCCCGAGAGAGGAUGGACCGACGGUCCUGACGAAGAGGACAAGGUCGGUAAUCUGGUGCUGGUACCUCCGGCAUCGGAGUUUAACACUUCCAGUAUGGGCGUACUGGUUAUGGCAUGAGAGCAUAGUGGUAAGAGUCCAUCUUCUCUGUGUCAGGGCUCUUGCUUUCUUGCUCUUUUCGAUGCAAUUGUGAUUUCGGGCUCAGGUUUUCGGUAUGGAUGGGACUUGACGGAAUGGAAUGGAAGUAAAGCUACGGACGGGGGCUUCGAACUGGAGUCAUCAAGACAGUAAAGUCGACCGAUCUCACUCUUCUCUCUUGCGACGAGACUGUAACACUAGCAUGAUGAGAAAUGAAAGACACGAACAUUAAACCAAGA